Molecule: messenger RNA, 618 nt
Organism: Suillus discolor
Lineage: Eukaryota; Fungi; Basidiomycota; Agaricomycetes; Boletales; Suillaceae
Exons: 3
Coding region: 1-618 (205 amino acids)
Source: RefSeq, a predicted model, not a curated record
AUGUUGAUUGAUCUGGUCAAGUACUUACACCAUGUUGUGAUACCAGCAGUCGAUCAGAAUGAUGAGGAUGACAAUAAAGAUAUGGGGGGGAAGGAGAGCGGAAAGCACAGGAGAAAAAAGGAGGAAUUUGUCUUGGAGGUGGAUGCCUAUGGGCUUCCGGUCAUGCCAGAUAUCAAGGACCUCAGCCUAGAGAAAAAAGUCUCUCAUCGCACAUUCCUCACAAGACACUACAGGUUUUGCAGUCAAAAGCCGAAGGCUUCUGUUCCUUGGUCUGCAGUAAGGGAGGCUCAGGAUGAUUUUAUUGAGCCCAAGUUUUUACCUGCUGGUGUAAAGAUCAAGGACCUGUCAAAGCUUCAGUUGCAUGAAGCCGACAGAUUGUUAGAGUUCUGGCAUCAAAGACAAAAGGACACAGUUCCAUCAACAUUUGAAUUCAAAGGCUGGCAAGACCACAACAAGGAGAUGAGAGAACCAGUGAAGAGGACCUCUGGGCAGGUGGAACAAGACUUGAGCACUGAGGAGGAAGAUCAUGAUGAAGGUGCUAUGGAUGGCAUGAGAUCUGGUCUAGCUACUGCAAAGACCAAGGAAGCUGACCGGAUGGGUGAAGCAGGAGUCAAGUAG